AUGGAAAGAGGAUUCCUACCGCUUAAUAAAAAGGAAUAUGAGAAUUUACCAGGUGAAAAACGAUCAAGUUAUGCCUGCCAAUGGUUGCAAAAUUUACAUCAAUGGCUUAUAGCAGCACCCAAGGCUAAUAUCAAGCCUAAACAGAAAGAGAUUGUCGAAACUUUGCAAUCUCUAUUUACUGAACCUGUUGGUCAACCUGUUCUUCAUUUACUUGGUAAAUGUUUGGCAACAGUUUACAGUGUUGGAGAUACAUCUCGAUUAUUAGAGUCGAUCAAUUACUGUGUCGAUAUUAUGCGCCUAAAAGAUGAUUCAACUAAUAUCCUUGGUAGUAAAUUAGCAGCAGUGAUUUGUAUUGGAUGUUUAUAUGAGAAAAUGGGCAAAAUGUUUGGAUUCACCCUAAAUGAUGCUGUACAAUCUCUACUUCGAUACUUGAAAGUAGCAGAGGCGGAAGGUCGUCGUGAAGUUAUGGUUGCAUUAGAAAAAAUUUUAUCCGAUCUGGGGGCUUCAGCAUCUUCCGUGUAUAAAGAUAUUUAUAAAGCUAUUAAAUAUUAUGCUUGUGAUCGUGCAUUAAUUGUACGUGCCGCAAGUAUAAACGUGGCCAUUGCUAUGGCAAAGGAAGCUCCGUUCUUAUAUACUACAGAGCUAGAUAAUAUGGUAUCGUUAUGCUUUCGUGUUCUAGAAGGUUCAAAUUAUGAUGUGCGCUGUGCAGUUGCGGAAUUAUUAGGCCAACUUGCUGCCAUGACUCAGCAUAUGGCUCCUAUCCGCAGUGUUUCUACCAAAACUAAGCGUGCUUCGUUGGAUGAUGUACUAAAUUUGCUGUCUGCUGGCUUUAUGAAAACUGGAACUGGUUUUCUAAAAAGCGGCAGUAGUGAAUCACUAAAGGGUAAUACAGCUUCAGAAGUUCGUGUGGGUGUUGCUCAGGGUUAUGUAGCCUUCUUUAAACUAAUGGGUAGAAGAUGGAUUGAGCAAAAUAUGUCAAAAAUAAUUAAUCAUGUCAUAGAAAUUGUAUCUAUGCCGAAGGCUGCAUCUAGUCAUGUUCAGGCUGUAUAUCUUAGGCAAUGCAUCCUUUUCAUACUCAGAAAUGUACUUAAUAAAAUGCUUGGAGAGUCCUCUCAGUUGGUAGCUGUUAGGGAGCUGUUUAAUAUCAUUUUCAAGAAAGCAAAUUCUGCUCUAUCGCUUAGCGAUAGUGAUAGUGGUUCCGAAUUUAUUGGCCUUUCGCAUGUUCUUGUGUGCGGCUUGCUUGAGGUUGGGAAUUUAAUCCAAUCCUUAGGCACUAUCUCGAAUCCGUUCUUAACGGAAAGUACCAAUACUGGUAGUAAUACUGUCUUAGAAUCAAUAAGCUCUGUAAUGCUAUUACCAAAUGCUGGUGCACGUCUCGCUGCUGCUUGGUGCUUGCGUUGUAUUGCUAUUGCUUCCCCUUCGCAAUUGACUCCUUUGUUGGAUUGGUCCAUGACGAAAUUGAAAGAACUUAAAUCAUCACCAGAAGCUGUCAUUGGUUAUGCUCAUAUUUUAGCUGCUCUUGUAGGUGCAGUAUCACACUGUCCAUUAGGUAUCCCUUCAGCGAAAGGCCGUGACGUAUUUUUAUUAGCAAAAGAUCUACUAACAACUCAGAAUAAUGAAAAUAUCCAUCAACGAUUACUAGGUGGAUGGGCAAUUGUUGGCGCACUUAUGACUUUGGGUACUCCGUUUAUUAGAUUGCAUUUGUCUGAUCUCAUCACAUUAUGGUCCAAAGCUUUCCCUAAAUCUGAUAAAGAAGCGGAGGAAGAAAAGAGUCGUGGUAAUGCAGCCAGCUGGUUGAUCAUUUUAGAGAGUAGAGCUGGAGCUUUAUGUGCUAUACGCAACUUUAUUCAUUAUUGUGGAGAUUUAUUCACGGAAACUAUAUCUGGACAACUUAUGGUUGGUAUUGAGUAUGCUGUUACAUCAUUACGCAGCCUUUCAACAUUAGUAAAGAAUUACACUGUACAAAUGAAAGCGGCAACCGCAAUGUUUCGUUUAAGAUUGUACCAAACGCUGCACCUAAUCAAGCCAGUUGUUUAUGAAAGUCUUCUAAGAAUUUUAGCUGAACAGUUGGUGCACGAAUUUACCUUAAGUGACAAUCAUUCCAAUACAACAACAUCUCUAUUGCGUAACAUGUGCCAUAAAGAUGAUACAAUUAUAUUAGGAUAUUGGUUGGCAGAUACCGACAGUAAGGCGGUAGAAGAUCAGUUGCAGCCUAAUAGUGCAUCUGGUUCUGGCGCACUUGAACAUGAUCCAGCCUGUGUAUAUUCAUAUCAAGAAAACACUACAAAUAUGCCAACCCCAGGACCACUACCUUUGGGAGUUGCCGUCAUUGAUUCAGCUAUUACUUUGUUUGGUGUUGUGUUUGUUAACGUUACUGAAAAGCAGCGAGUGCAACUGUUGGAACACUUUUCAACUUGUAUCAAGCAAUCUAAAUCAUCGCGACAACAAGCUGUUCAAAUUAAUAUUUUUACCGCAUUUCUUACAACGCUAAAGGUGCUUUCAGAAGAUAAAAAAGGACUUGGACAAGAAGAUGUCCGCACACCAGCCUAUAACUUGAUUAUGUCCACCUUAGUAAAUCCAGAUUCGCUGUUGCGAUGCGCUGCUGGAGAAGCUCUUGGUCGUAUGGCACAGGUUGUCGGUUUUCCAGCAUUUGUGGCUCAAACGGCUCAAAAUUGCUUCGAUAAUUUGAAAUCUACUCGAAACGGAAUAUCUAGGACGGGUCAUUCACUUGCUCUUGGUUGCUUACAUAGAUAUGUUGGUGGUAUGGGAUCAGGGCAUCACUUGAAAACAAGCAUAAGUAUCCUGACAGCACUAGCACAAGAUACCUCAUCAACUUUAGUUCAGGUAUGGGCUUUACAUGCAUUAGCAUUGAUUGCUGAUUCUGGAGGACCAAUGUUUCGGUCGUAUGUCGAACCAACGUUAAACAUGGUCAGAUUGUUAUUGCUGUCAACUUCUUUAGCUGAUGUUGAAGUUUAUCAGUGUCUGGGAAAAUGUUUAGCAGCUAUGAUAACAACUGUUGGCCCAGAGUUGCAAGAUACGUCAUCUAGCAUAACCAAAGUUAGAGAUGCCUGCUUUGCAGGAUGUGUAAUUAUGCAGGAGCAUCCACAUGCUCUUGUAAAAUUUGAAGCUAUUAACUGUUUUCAACAGUUACACAUGUUCGCAUCAAAACAUGUGGAUUUAGCGUCAUUAGUGCCGCGAUUAUGUUCAACCCUAUCAAGUCCACAUUUACAACUUCGUAGAGCUGCCGUUUCUUGUCUGCGUCAGUUUACGCAACGCGAAGCUCAACAAGUUUGUGUGUAUGCGAAAACUGUUAGCAACACUAUCAAGUCGGAUGAUAAAACUAGUAGUGCCUAUCUUAUUGGUCAGAAGGGCUUGGAAGGUGUUCUAUUUGGGAUGUUAGACAAUGAAUUUGAUCCACAGUUAAUUACAGAUAUAAAAGACAUUCUUGUUAGUAUUCUUAUAACCCUUGCCCCAACCAAUCUAUCACAUUGGUUGUACCUUUGUCGUGAUAUACUAUCGGCUAGCGGCAAUGCUCCCUUAGCAUCGAAAUUAUCUAAUCAGGAUAAUGAUGAUGAUGAUGAUGGCGAAGGCACGACAGAUGAUGCCAAAUUUGCAGUUUCGUCAGAGCCUGAAAGUCAUGCUGCAGUGGCGCCAAGGUGGCCUACUAGAGUUUUUGCACUUGAAUGUACACGUAAAAUAAUGGAUACAUGUGCAGAAAUUACAGAACACUUAGAUAUGACUUUAGCGCAUCAAAUGAAACAAGAGAAAAGAAGCGUUGACUAUUUAGUAAUGCAUAUCUCAACGUUGAUUCGGAUAUCGUUCAUUGCUGCAACUUCUAAUGCAGAUCAACUUCGUUUGGCAGGCUUAGAUAGUUUACAGGAAGUCAUUCGGAUUUUUGCCACAAUCCCUGACGUGGAAUUUCCCGGUCAUGUCAUUUUAGAGCAAUAUCAAGCUCAAGUUGGUGCUGCUUUAAGACCAGCUUUUUCAUCGGAUACUCCACCGGAUGUCACUGCUAUGGCAUGCGAGGUUUGUAGUUCAUGGUUGGGGAGCGGUGUUCUGCGUGAUGUCAAUGAUUUGCGUAGGGUACAACAACUACUAGUUGCUUCCUUAGGCAAAUUAAGAUUCAUUAAAGAUGAUUCUGGACAAACGUAUAGUGAAAGUGCCUCAACAAUGGAAAAACUUGCUGUCUUAAAUGCUUGGGCUGAGGUGUAUAUAAUCGCAAUGAGACAGGAAUCGAUUGACGCCGAUGGUGAGGGGUUUUCUGCCAACUCUGAUGCUAAUUUAUCGGGGGAGCCAAGUUUAAUUCAUCUUGUUCAACCAGAUUUAAUUACGUUAAGCAAAAAUUGGUUAGCUGUCCUUCGUGAUUGUGCUUUACUGUCAUUACCUUCUCAAUUGUUGAUGCACCUCCCCUCUUCAGGCGGUGUUUUCUUCAACCUGUCUAGUAUGGAAGCCACACGCCCUCACUAUAGGAGAGCAUGGCCACCAAUACUACAUGCUACAGCGCUAUGGCUAAAUAAUGGAGGUUUUCAUAAUUUAGAAAAGGAACCAGAGAUAUUUACUGCUGUUUUAAAUAUUAGAGGAGACGCCGCUGAUCCUAAAAAAUUUAAAAACGAUCAAUUUAAUUUACUAUUUGGUUUAUGUAUCGAGGCACUUUGCUCAGCUAAGACAGUUCAAGAUCCCCGCACUGUAGCGGCUUGUUUGAAUGCAAUAUAUAAUCUAUUAGAUUCAAAAUGGACAAGGGAGGUGGUGACACAGGAUGUCAUGCUUGUAAUCGAAUUACUCAAUGUAAUACAUAGAUUACUACUAAUGAGAGAGAACUUAGGGACACAAGUAUUAGUUUUAGAGGUUGUAACUCAAACUGUUAAGUCCGUUAGAGAGAAAUUAGAACGUGAGAAGUCAUUAGCUAACAGCAAGGAUAGUCUUGGUGAAGGUGGAGAUACUGGAGAUAUUUUACCUGGAAGAAAUGUUGCCUAUGCUAUUAUGGAGGCUUGUGUUUGUGUUUUAUUGCGCCAGAUACCAAGUCUUAAUCCUCCUGACGGUACGCCUAACUCGGCAGUUUCCCAACAAUAUCAAAGUAAACCUUCGGUACUAACUGAAAAUGGAACGAAAUUAGUUUGCGUUGCCAUUGGAAUACUUGCUUCCAUACCAGAUAUUUGUUCUCCAGCGGGUAGUUUGACUGUAUUACCGACGAUUCUUUAUCUUACAAUUGGCGCUUUAACUGAAAGUGGCUGCGGUCGAGUUAUAACUCCAGAUCUGAUCGUUAGUUCAGUUCUACAAGCGUUAUGUCGUCUAUUUUCCUCGUAUCAUCUACAAGAUGUAGAAAUCGGUGACGAAUGGAUUAGAUUAUUUCAAAGUUCUUUAGCUACGUUACUUCACGUGACAAAUAAACAGAAUCAUGGACAGGUAAUGGCUGGCUUAAGUAAUAACAAUCUAUUGCAGUGUUUAGCAACCUUCAUUCUAUAUGGGCCUAAAGCGGUAACUUUAACAGAAUCUCUGCAUAAAGAUUGUACUUCUGUAUUUGAGACAUCACUGAAACAAUCCGAUCCUCAGACUAAAUUGCAAUGCUUGCAAGUUUUAUCGAAGAUUUUUCAAUGUACUGAUGAAGAAAUUGCGGUUCCUUACAUCAGGAUUUUAGCUCCUCAUGUAAUUAUGAUUAUCCAUGAGUCAAAGAACCAGAAACUUCAGAAUGAGUUGCAGUUGAAGGUCUGUUCCGAGGCCAUUAUCAUAUUUAUUCAACUGCUUGAACAAACGGAUGAAAUUUCCAGAUCUCAUCUGCUAGUCUUGCUGAUCCCAGUACUGAUCGACUGCUUGCUGGAUGCCAAUGAAUUCUCGAAAGCUACGAGUGCAGCCGUAAGUCUACAUGACUAUUCUCUGUCACAAUUAAUGAAUAUUGGUCCGAAACACCCGCAAGCCUUUAAAGCCAUUAUGGCUAAUUCACCCAAUUUAAAGCAACGCCUGGAAUCCGCGAUCAAGCACAAACAAAGUAGGACAGCUAAAAAACAAUCAACUGCGACUGCUAGAGCGUCUCCUAUUUCAACUACACCGACAAUACAAUUAAAGAUGGAUUUUAGUAACUUUAAAGGAAAGUAA
Messenger RNA from Trichoplax adhaerens, 6090 nucleotides. RefSeq lists its product as uncharacterized. The transcript is spliced from 25 exons. Bases 1 to 6090 code for a protein of 2029 amino acids. Gene Ontology annotation, cellular component: endocytic vesicle; Golgi apparatus; membrane. Gene Ontology annotation, biological process: intracellular protein localization; endocytosis; retrograde transport, endosome to Golgi. The record is from RefSeq and is a predicted model, not a curated record. NCBI's taxonomy places the organism in Eukaryota, Metazoa, Placozoa, Uniplacotomia, Trichoplacea, Trichoplacidae.